This is a messenger RNA of Priapulus caudatus, 827 nucleotides long. RefSeq lists its product as uncharacterized. The transcript has 6 exons. Bases 99 to 782 code for a protein of 227 amino acids. Gene Ontology annotation, biological process: signal transduction. Lineage: Eukaryota; Metazoa; Priapulida; Priapulimorpha; Priapulimorphida; Priapulidae. The record is from RefSeq and is a predicted model, not a curated record.
UUCCAACAUGGCAGCUGUAUAGAAAACAUCUUAUCAUGAGUAAAGCAAUCGAAACGGUCCGUCUAGAGGAUAAAACGUUUUGCUUGCAUUAGAAAGAGAUGUCAGAUUGUCACAAGUGCAAGAAGCCUGUCUAUUUCGCGGAACGACGGACAUCACUUGGAUUUGACUGGCACCCUGAGUGUUUACGAUGUGAGGAGUGCAGCAAGCGACUAAAUCCCGGUCAACAUGCUGAGCACAAGGGGAUUCCUUACUGCAACAUGCCGUGCUACAGUACGCUGUUCGGGCCCGCUGCGUUCGGUUACGGAUUCAAGACCGAGGCGCACAUGAGCUACAGCAAGCGGGAGCUCAACCCUUCAUCUCCGCUCAAAACCGAUGAGAUUCUUGUGAAACUGAAGGCAUACAAUGCCUACUAUGAGGGCAAGGCUGGUCAAAUCACACACAGAAAUAGGAACGGACGCUGCAUACUCGAGGGCAUCCUCAAGAUCUACUGGGGAGUCAGUCGACUCAUCUUCCUGCGCGAGAAGGACAAUGUUCCGCUGUCGUCGUUUCGCAGAGGGCGCCGCCUGACAGCCCGUCGACAACGACGUCGACGUGCGUACCACCGAGCACAGUGGUGCCGCCGCCGCCGACGGAGCGGCCGCGCGGAAACAAGAGAGCGCCGAAAACGUGGUGCCACCGGACGCCGAGGUUCCCGUCACCAGCGGAGGGGAGGUGUGGCCGGGAGUGAACAACCCCUACCUGACGAUCCAUCCACGCCUCGGCCUGAACUCGCAUCGCUAUAGCAACGAUGACUCGCCCACCUCAGACUCCAGCUCAAACGCAAGCAC